Paramecium pentaurelia is the source of this 2140-nucleotide messenger RNA. The record is from the annotation of a GenBank genome assembly. Lineage: Eukaryota; Ciliophora; Oligohymenophorea; Peniculida; Parameciidae.
AUGAAAGAACCUAUUCUUAUUACCCUUAUCGUUUAAGCGGAUAAAGAAAAUGAUUUUAUAGUUUAAUUCCCUUUGAAAAAGGUCAACUCUAUGUGUUAAAUUGAAAGAGAAAGAUUAUUAAGAUUUCUUAUUAAAUAACAUAAAAUUUAAGCAUAAGAUAAAACUAAAGUAAUUCUUGGUAAAAAUUAUUUACUAAAUUAGAAUUUUAUGAUUUCUAAAAUGAAGCAUUCAUCUAAGAAAAAUAAGUUACAAUAAAAAACAAUACAUUUUAAUUUUCAGAAAAAUUUUUAGGAUCUCCUGAACAACUAGUUUUAAUUGUAGCCAUUUUUUACAAUUUCAGCUACUCAAAAUUAAUAGAAAUCGAUUAGGCAAUUGAAAUGUUUGAAAUUGACAAAAGAUAAUUUUAAGAGCAGAAUAAAUAAUAAUAAAACUAAUUUUAGGAAUAUGCAUAACAGUUCUAAGAAAUGAAAAAUACUUUAGAUGAUAUAUAAAAUCAGCUUUCAACUUAAAAAUCGUAAAAGCAAAUAGAAAAGGCUGAUAUUGUAAUUCUGUAUAGUAAUCCAAUUAUUAGAGUUAAUAAUGGAAUAAAAGAGUCUUUAUUUGUAGAUUACUAAUCAGAAAUAGAUAAAAUUGUUGAAGCUAUUGCCCAAUCUAAUAAACCUAUAAGAUAUUAAGUUUUGAAUGCUACCCUAAGCAAUCUGGAAUUGGCAAUUAAUUUACAUCCAAUUAUCAUACAUGUGAUUUCACACGGAGAUUAUGAUGAAAAAUCUGCCUCUUUGUAUUUAGAAUUCUAGGAUGAUGGCAUUUCUACAAAAUUAAAAACCGAUGAAAUUUAAAAUAUGAUUUAAAACCACAAAGCUAUGACAAGAAUCAAACUCAUAUGCAUUAGUUCAAUUGUGGCAAAAAAUAUAUCUGAUUAUAUACCGAAAGCCAUCCCAACUGUAGUUUUCCAAAAAUUUUACAAUUCAGUGGAUCUUGAAGGUCCGAUUUUUUGGGGAAAAUUUUAUGAAAAAAUUUUAGCUGAUUUUACCAUUUAAAGUGCCUAUGAUUAGGCAAAAAAAGAUCUUAAACUCAAAUUUUGGAAAAAUGAUUCCAAAUUUAUUUGUUGUUGCUUCCACAAACACAAUGAAAAAUGUCCUUAUGAUCCUGCUUCUAUAGGAUUUGAAGUUUCCCAUAGUUAACAUCUUUCGUGUGUUUAAUAAAAAUGGUUGCACAUAUUGAUAUCCUACCUACCCCACACUACAGUAGAUGAAGAAUAAUGUGAAUUAAGUUGUUUAGGAAGGUUAAUUCAUAAAUGUACAAAUUAAUGUGAUAAUUAUGCUAAUCAAAUUGACACUAUACUUCAAAAAUUAUAAAUAACUUAGAUUGAUCAAGAUACUUUGUAUGCAAACCUUUAGAGUAUUGAGAAUAAGCCUUAUGGUUGCUGUUGCGAUUAAUUAAAUGCCAUAUUAGAGACGAUUGAAAACAGUAACUAAAACUUAGCUAAAUAAUAGCAUACUUAUGAUUAAAAAAUUGAAUUGCAUCUAUUUGAUGAAAAUGCAAAUAAUUUAAAUUUCUCUGAAAAAAUUGAAAAUAAUUAAGAACAACACACAGAUAUUAAUUUUAUCAAAGUUGAUAAAUAGAUUAUUUUAGUUCAUUCUUAUAAUUUAUAAAAUACUGAUUUGUAAGAAUAAUCCUUAAAGGCUAUAUCUUCUUACUUUAAAGUAAUAUUAAAUAUAUCUUUUAGGUUUAUUUGAAAUAAAUGUCAAUUAAAAAACAGAUUCAAAAAGUUUAAAUUAAUUUAAAAGAUUGUAAUAUAAAUAAUUGGAUAGAAUAUGUGGCAAACCAAUUAAAUUUUUAAUAUUCUAAUAAUUAAGACUUUUUUAUCAAAUUAAAAGAUUAUUUCAUCACUCUCAAAAAUCAAGUUCAAUAUCUGUACAUUUUUCUUAUUGAAAAUAUAAUCAAUAUUUACGCCUCUGAUUAAUUUAAGAUGUUUUACGAAUAAAUUUAAAAUGUAAUUGAGAGUCAUUUCAUACUUGUUUUUACUGUUGAUAAUGUCUAAAAAGAUCAUUUAAAAUCACUUACCGCCGAUAAAUUAAUCUAAUUGAUAGAUUUAAAUCAGUUAUAUAGUUUAAUUGAAAUAGAAAAUGCCUAAAAAUGA